UUAGCAUACUACUUAUCUUGUGCAAUUUUGGCUAUGGCAGCUCGCAGAAUCUCAUCUCUUCUCUCUCGAUCUCUGCCUCUGAUCCCUACCGGUGGGAAAAAAUCUCAUUUCGGCAGAAGAAUUUACCGGUACAGCACAGCUGCUGCUCUUGAAGAUCCAAUUAAGCCACCAGUUACAGUAGAAUAUGAUAAGCUUCUUAUCAAUGGACAGUUUGUUGAUGCAGCAUCAGGGAAAACAUUUACAACUUUAGACCCCAGGACAGGUGAGGUAAUAGCACAUGUUGCCGAAGGUGAUGCAGAAGAUAUCAAUCGAGCUGUAGCUGUUGCUCGUGAGGCAUUUGACGUGGGACCAUGGCCUAAAAUGACUGCUUAUGAGAGAUCAAAGAUAAUGUUGCGCUUUGCUGAUUUGGUUGAGAAGCAUAACGAUGAAAUUGCUGCUCUCGAGACUUGGGAUAAUGGCAAGCCAUAUGAACAGUCUGCUAAUAUUGAAAUACCAAUGUUCGUCCGACUAUUUCGUUACUAUGCUGGUUGGGCAGAUAAAAUUCAUGGUCUCACCAUUCGAGCUGAUGGUCCCCAUCAUGUUCAAACUUUGCAUGAACCAAUUGGUGUUGCUGGCCAGAUUAUCCCAUGGAACUUUCCUCUACUCAUGUUUGCUUGGAAGGUAGGGCCUGCACUUGCAUGUGGCAACACCAUUGUUCUGAAAACAGCAGAGCAGACACCACUAUCCGCUCUCCUUGUGUCAAAGCUAUUCCUUGAGGUAAUUUUGAACCAAUUACCAGACUUUCAUGCUAUGAUGUCAUUUCUGUGGCUUCUGCUUGAAUUGGUUCACUCAUAUGCCAAUGAAAUGUGAAUUUCAAUAGAAUAA
Messenger RNA from Olea europaea var. sylvestris, 864 nucleotides. RefSeq names its product aldehyde dehydrogenase family 2 member B7, mitochondrial-like. NCBI's taxonomy places the organism in Eukaryota, Viridiplantae, Streptophyta, Magnoliopsida, Lamiales, Oleaceae. Gene Ontology annotation, molecular function: aldehyde dehydrogenase (NAD+) activity. The coding region runs from base 34 to 849 and encodes 271 amino acids. The record is from RefSeq and is a predicted model, not a curated record. The transcript is spliced from 5 exons.